Molecule: messenger RNA, 990 nt
Organism: Dermatophagoides farinae (American house dust mite)
Lineage: Eukaryota; Metazoa; Arthropoda; Arachnida; Sarcoptiformes; Pyroglyphidae
Source: RefSeq, a predicted model, not a curated record
GUAGGAAAUCAUUCGAAUCAUCGAAGCAUUUUUGCAAAAGACAAACUAAAUUACAACAACCGACAACAGCAGCAAACGUUUGAAACCCAAAUCCGAUUGCCUUUUCCGGUUAUUCAGGAAUCAAUAUAUUCCUAAACUCACAAUGAUGUUCCGAAUUAUUGUCGCCACUUUGAUGGUGGCUGGCUUAGCAUCUGCCCAAAUGGGUGGACCCACGAACAAAACAAUGACCAGUAGAGUUUUCAUGAGAGCAGCUAAUGAAACAAACGAUGGCAAAGAUGCCGAUAUGAGAAACUAUGGUGGUGCUUAUGCCCCGGCCCCAGUUUAUGCUGCACCAGCUGCACCAGCAUAUGCUCCACCACCACCCCCAGCAUACGCCCCGCCACCACCACCAGCAGCAUACGCCCCACCACCACCACCACCAGCAUAUGCUCCAGCAGUAGCAGCACCAGCAUACGCCCCACCAGCAGCACCAGCAUACGCCCCACCAGCAGCACCGGCAUACGCCCCACCGGCCGCACCUGCUUACGAUCCUGGAAUUUGCAUCUGUACAUCUCCGGCACCAGCUGAUUACGCAGCCCCACCACCACCACCAGCAUACGCUCCACCACCACCACCGCCAGCAUACGCCCCACCACCAGCAGCACCAGCAUAUGCUCCAGCAGCAGCACCAGCAUACGCCCCACCACCACCACCACCAGCAUACGCCCCACCACCACCACCACCAGCAUACGCUCCGCCACCACCACCAGCACCAGCAUAUGCUCCAGCAGCAGCACCAGCAUACGCCCCACCACCACCACCACCACCCCCGGCAUACGCAGCACCAGCAGCACCAGCAUACGCUCCAGCCCUACCACCACCACCACCCCCGGCAUACGCAGCACCAGCAGCAUACAAAUAAACUUGAAAUGACUAUAAUUUGAAAUCUGGAAACAAAAAUUUCUAAAAAUACAAAAACCCUAUUUAUAAAAUAAAUUUUUUCAAUGAUGA